UUCUCACCCCCUUUUGCCCCGUCACGCUCCCCUCCCUCCCUUCCCUGCCUCUUUCUUUCCCUUCUUUUCCUUCCAGUCUGCUUCUUCUUCUGUAGUGCCGUUGGCUUUGGUCAGGGAGCUGGGGGGAGGGAUCUCGCGAUUGUUGGGACUUUUUUUUUUUUUAAUUUUUUUUCCGGGGGGGAGAGUUAUUCGGAAGAUGGCGCCCGUUGUAACGGGGAAGUUUGGUGAGCGACCUCAGCCACAACGAUUAACAAGGGAAGCCAUGAGGAACUACUUGAAGGACAAAGAUGAUCAAACGGUGCUCAUUUUACACGCAAAAGUCGCACAAAAGUCAUAUGGCAAUGAAAAAAGGUUUUUCUGUCCUCCACCGUGUGUGUAUCUGAUGGGCACCGGAUGGCAAAAGAAGUUGGAAAAAAUGGAGAAGGAGGGCUGUACUGAGCAGGAGGCCCAGCCUUGUGCCUUCAUUGGAAUUGGCAACAGUGAGCAGGAGAUGCAGCAGCUCAAUCUGGAGGGCAAGCACUUCUGCACAGCUAAAACACUGUAUAUCAGUGACUCAGAUAAAAGGAAGCACUUCAUGCUAUCUGUAAAGAUGUUGUAUGGAAACAGCGCCAACAUUGGAGUCUUCCUCAGUAAGAGGAUCAAGGUCAUCUCCAAGCCCUCCAAGAAGAAACAGUCCUUGAAAAAUGCUGAUUGUGAGUUGCUGGACACACAUAAAUCAAAGAGUGCUGUAUGGUUUCACAACAGCUUGAUGUUUAAGUUGGAUUUGAAAAUGAUUUUCUUUUUCCGGUUUCGCUUUCUUUUUUACUCCCCUCCAGUAUGUAUAGCAUCUGGGACAAAGGUGGCCUUGUUUAACCGCCUGCGUUCCCAGACGGUCAGUACCAGGUAUCUCCAUGUGGAGGGGGGAAACUUUCAUGCCAGCUCCCAACAGUGGGGUGCCUUCUACAUUCACCUCUUGGACGAUGAUGAGUCUGAAGGGGAGGAGUUUGCUGUAAGAGAUGGUUACAUUCACUAUGGCCAGACAGUUAAAUUGGUUUGUUCUGUGACUGGCAUGGCGCUGCCAAGACUGAUCAUUCGAAAAGUGGACAAGCAAGCAGCUUUACUGGAUGCUGAUGACCCGGUGUCCCAGCUUCACAAGUGUGCCUUUUACCUGAAAGAUACAGACAGGAUGUAUCUCUGUCUGUCACAGGAGAGGAUCAUCCAGUUCCAGGCUACACCGUGCUCCAAAGAGACCAACAAGGAGAUGAUUAAUGAUGGUGCUUCAUGGACUAUCAUUAGUACUGACAAGGCAGAGUACACCUUUUAUGAGGGCAUGGGCCCCGUGCCCACACCAGUAACACCUGUCCCUGUGGUUGAAAGCCUGCAGUUAAAUGGUGGAGGAGAUGUUGCUAUGUUGGAGCUGACAGGACAGAACUUCACCCCUAACCUCAGAGUUUGGUUUGGAGAUGUGGAGGCAGACACCAUGUACAGAUGUGGGGAGAGCAUCCUUUGCGUGGUGCCAGACAUCUCUGCCUUUAGGGAGGGUUGGCGCUGGGUGAGACAGCCAGUUCAGGUCCCUGUCACGCUGGUUCGCAGUGAUGGAAUCAUCUACGCCACUGCCUUGACCUUCACGUAUACCCCCGAACCAGGGCCAAGACCUCACUGCAGCGCUGCUGGGGCUAUUCUGCGGUCACACAGCACCUCUUCAUCAUCACCCGCAUCUUCAUCCUCACCUUCAUCUUUGAUGGGUGGGCUCGGGGAUGGCCACGGAGCCUACAGCAGUAGUGACUCGGGCAUGUCGUCUGGGACUUCAGCUAUGUCGGUGCUCUCAUAGUAAAAUGUGUUUUGUGAUUGUGCUCUCAGUGACUGAGUGAAAUAAUGUGAGCAUGUUCUCCAAAGAGGCUCAUGGACCUGUGAAGAAUUGCACAGAAGCUAAGAAGUUCUUUGUUAGAGGAACUGUGAAACUAUGAGGAGGAAAAAAAAGACAACUUCAAAAGCAAGAGUUGUGAUUUCUGACUGUACUGUAUCACCCUCUUGUGGAUUGUCGUGGACAUAUCAUAAGCUCCACUCAGAGUAACGUGAUAUCCAUGCUCUUCAUCUAAAAGAAGGUGAACUAUCUAACUCCCAUAGCGACAUCAUUUGUAAAAUAACCUUUUUGUUUUGUUUUUAUAUACUUGGCGGGUUUGGAAGCUACUUUAACUGCUUUCUUACUACCAUCAUUAUGUUUGCAGAUGAACACAAACUUGUAAUUGCAUUGAGCAAGGGAAAAUUUGUAAGAAUAACAUAGUUUUAUGGACCACGGAAUAUUAUUAUAUUAUUUUAUUCAUAUUGUAUUUUAUGAGCUUUUUCUGAGGUACAUUUUUUGUAUGAUACACUGCAUAGUAAGAUCAGUUUGUUACCAAGAUAGUUUUUCAUAUUGUUGCCUCCCAUUCCUGUUUUCUCUCAGUUGAGUCAAGAUGGAAGUGGCUUUUCAUGUGUGUAAUAGUCAGACAACAGCUUCUCACAUUUUUUUUUCUGUUUUUAAAGCUUACUCAUUGUCGUUAACAGUUCAGUGUGUUGCAAUGAAAAAGAGUCAGUCAGGAGGCACUUUAGAAAAUGAAGAUAUCUCGAUGUCUGCUUGCAGUUAUUGGCUUGGCUGUUUUGUUUUCCAGGCCACUGAACAGUUUUGGUUUGUCUUUUAUAUCAAAGAUGAAGUUUUUAAUGAAUGUAGAGAGAGAGAGGAAGUGUGUGUGUGUGUGAGAGUAUGUGUGUGUGUGAGAGAGGGAGAGAUCAGCCUGUAAUACACUGUCAGAGUGUUCUCUCCUUAAUGAUUUUGCUCUUUUUGUACUGUCUGUACUGGGUCCCAAAUCUAAACAAGCAGUUCCUCCUGUUACCAUAGCAAUGCAUACAGCAGCAGUCGCUUUUUCUCCCACAUAUAAGUGAAGCCUUUUAUAAAAAGUGUCUUAUCUCUUGCAUAUUUUCAGAGAAAAUCAAGAAGCAAAGGAGGAAUGGUAAAAAUGUCUUGCCCUCUUGAAGAGCUGAUCUUUAGUUUGAGCUGAGAUUUAAAGGGUUUUAAAGUGAGCUCAUGUACUGGGGGGAAAAAAUACUAUCGCUGUAGUUUCAUCGCUGCCCAGUAAACCAAUUUAUCAUUAGUGUCAUACUGCUGCUGACCUUUUGUUGAAUUUAGUUUUUUCAAACAAUGCCUGAACAAAAGUUCAGCAGAGCUACUAGUCAUCCUUGGCUGCCCUUUGGGUCAUUAAGUGAUGAGGUACAGGAUAAAAGUUUGAACAAUCAUACCAAGGUGGUAACAUCCUAGUCCUACAGGAUCUGAAUUGCUUAAUUUUGUACAAGCUGACAAGAUAUUAUUGCAUUAUGCUGUUAUGCUGUGUAAGUUGUAAAUGCGUUUUUUUAUGGCAAUAAUAACUAGUUUAGUACCAGUUAUACCAAGAAUAAGAGAUAAGAAGAGUGAGAUGCUGAAGAGAAGGGUAUGGGUAGGAGAAGAAUUCCCAGUGUGAAUUAUUUGUUUCAAGCCCUGCGUGAACAGUCUUGAGUCAAACCUUCCUGAGACUGUUCUAUGUGGGCUUUCCUUGUUCUGUCUGUGUAUGCAUGAUUUUUUUUUUUUUUUACUUGGUGCUCUGUUUCAAAGACGUUAGCUUAAACUGAAUCAUUACUUAUUUCAAAAUAGCUGUUGAUGUGACAAAAGGUGCUUCUAGUAAAGGCUAGACUGUAAAAACAAAGUGUAAAUGUCCCUUCUGUCACUGUGACCAUCCUCUAAGCAUACAACAAGUGGACUCAUCCGGUAUGUAAAAUAAGUGAAUCAUCUCUUAAUUUCUUUCUUUCUUUUUCUUUUCUUUUCUUUUUUAACACUAAUGAUGAAAUCAGAAGCUCCAACUUUAAUUGCCCAGUAAAACUGAUGUCGUUGAUCCUUGUCUUGGUCUGCAGGAGCAGAGGUAUUUGAAAUAUUUGGAAAUUUACUUACCUGAUGAAAUAUUUAAUUGUGAAUUACUGCAUCACCAAGUCACAAUAUCCUGACUCGGUUUUCCUCCGGUGUCCUUUGAUGUCUUAGUGAAUUGAUAAUAUCAGUGUCUGUGCAUAAUCUUGAUGAAUAUGUAUGCACUCUUUUCCUGUUUCUGUCUAUCAUGUAAACCAAACAUGCUGUAUACUCACAUCCUGCUGGGGCCUGCUUAGACACUACCCACUGAAGCAUGCUACCCAGGAUAGAGGUCAAAUCUGUCUGACUUAUUUUUAAACUGGGAGCCGUAUUGCUGGAAUGAAACCUGACACUUUGUUGCUGUUAAUGUUUGUGUGUUUGGUGUGUAUGCCUGUGUAUCCAUGUGGUCUGCUUUAGUCCAUCUCUCUUUAUGCUUCUAGCAAUACUUUUACUUUAACAAGAGUGUGAGUCUGAGCAUUCCUGUAAGCAUGUAAUAAAUGGCAUAGCUACA
Messenger RNA from Oreochromis aureus, 4397 nucleotides. Its product is annotated as recombining binding protein suppressor of hairless-like. Lineage: Eukaryota; Metazoa; Chordata; Actinopteri; Cichliformes; Cichlidae. Gene Ontology annotation, molecular function: RNA polymerase II cis-regulatory region sequence-specific DNA binding; DNA-binding transcription activator activity, RNA polymerase II-specific. Gene Ontology annotation, cellular component: MAML1-RBP-Jkappa- ICN1 complex; nucleus. Bases 197 to 1810 code for a protein of 537 amino acids. The record is from RefSeq and is a predicted model, not a curated record. The transcript is spliced from 10 exons. Gene Ontology annotation, biological process: Notch signaling pathway; regulation of transcription by RNA polymerase II.